Onychomys torridus (southern grasshopper mouse) is the source of this 1857-nucleotide messenger RNA. RefSeq names its product one cut homeobox 1 (gene Onecut1). The record is from RefSeq and is a predicted model, not a curated record. Gene Ontology annotation, biological process: regulation of transcription by RNA polymerase II. The transcript is spliced from 2 exons. Gene Ontology annotation, molecular function: RNA polymerase II cis-regulatory region sequence-specific DNA binding; DNA-binding transcription factor activity, RNA polymerase II-specific. Bases 385 to 1782 code for a protein of 465 amino acids. Gene Ontology annotation, cellular component: nucleus. Lineage: Eukaryota; Metazoa; Chordata; Mammalia; Rodentia; Cricetidae.
GCUCGAGCUGGCGGGCGGCGCGGGCAAGCAGCAGCCGCGGCAGGCGCACGGGCCGCGUCAAGGGAGCCGGGGUCAGCACGAUUCUAAGAAAGACAGGGGCGUGAGGGGGCCGGGCUGGGCGGGCUAGGGGCACCGCGCUCUCCCAACAGCGCGGAUCCUUUUUGGAAAUUAAUAUUAAAAAAAGAAAAAAAAAAUCAGAGGGGUAGGUGGGAGCAAGAGAGAAGGCGAGACACACAGAGAAAGAGCGAGAGACACAGCUCCCCACAGUGAGAGGAAGAAAGGCCACAGUCGCCGGCGGCAGCCGAUGUGAAGACUGGACUCCGUGCGCCCCUCGCCGCCUCUGCCCGGCCACAUCGAUGUUGCAGCCCGCUCGCCCGCAUCACGAUGAACGCGCAGCUGACCAUGGAGGCGAUCGGCGAGCUGCACGGGGUGAGCCAUGAGCCGGUGCCCGCCCCUGCCGACCUCCUGGGCGGCAGCCCUCACGCGCGCAGCUCCGUGGGGCACCGCGGCAGCCACCUGCCUCCCGCGCACCCGCGUUCCAUGGGCAUGGCCUCCCUGCUGGACGGCGGCAGCGGAGGCAGCGAUUACCACCACCACCACCGCGCCCCUGAGCACAGCCUGGCUGGCCCCCUGCACCCCACCAUGACCAUGGCCUGUGAAACCCCCCCAGGUAUGAGCAUGCCGACCACCUACACCACCUUAACCCCUCUGCAGCCGCUGCCGCCCAUCUCCACCGUGUCCGACAAGUUCCCUCAUCACCAUCACCACCACCAUCACCACCACCACCCACACCACCACCAGCGCCUGGCGGGCAACGUGAGCGGUAGUUUCACACUUAUGCGGGAUGAACGCGGGCUGGCCUCCAUGAAUAACCUCUAUACCCCCUACCACAAGGACGUGGCUAGCAUGGGCCAGAGCCUCUCGCCCCUCUCUGGCUCCGGUCUGGGCAGCAUUCACAACUCCCAGCAAGGGCUUCCCCACUAUGCUCAUCCUGGAGCGGCUAUGCCCACCGACAAGAUGCUCACCCCAAAUGGCUUCGAAGCCCACCACCCUGCCAUGCUCGGUCGCCACGGAGAACAGCACCUCACGCCCACCUCGGCCGGCAUGGUGCCCAUCAACGGCCUUCCUCCGCACCAUCCCCAUGCCCACCUGAAUGCCCAGGGCCACGGACAGCUCCUGGGCACAGCCCGGGAGCCCAACCCUUCGGUGACCGGCUCGCAGGUCAGCAAUGGAAGUAAUUCAGGGCAGAUGGAAGAGAUCAAUACCAAAGAGGUGGCGCAGCGUAUCACCACCGAGCUCAAACGUUACAGCAUCCCACAGGCCAUCUUCGCGCAGAGGGUGCUCUGCCGUUCCCAGGGGACCCUUUCGGACCUGCUGCGAAACCCCAAGCCCUGGAGCAAACUCAAGUCCGGCCGGGAGACCUUCCGGAGAAUGUGGAAGUGGCUGCAGGAGCCGGAGUUCCAGCGCAUGUCCGCGCUCCGCUUAGCAGCUUGCAAACGGAAAGAGCAAGAGCACGGGAAAGAUAGAGGCAACACCCCCAAAAAGCCCAGGCUGGUCUUCACAGACGUCCAACGUCGAACUCUACAUGCAAUAUUCAAGGAAAAUAAGCGUCCGUCCAAAGAAUUACAAAUCACCAUUUCCCAGCAGCUGGGGCUGGAGCUGAGCACUGUCAGCAACUUCUUCAUGAACGCGAGAAGGAGGAGUCUGGACAAAUGGCAAGAUGAGGGCAGCUCCAAUUCAGGCAACUCCUCCUCUUCAUCAAGCACUUGUACCAAAGCAUGAAGGAAGAACCACGGACUAGAACCUCGGUGGAAAAGCUUUAAAUUUAAUUUAAAAAAAAAAAAAAAAGUUUUUAAA